AUGGAGAUCCGGUGGAUGUACAGUAUUCAGCUGGUACUGCUUCUAACCCUCCUCACCAUUCCUAUCAUCCGAGCGUCAUCGAAAGAACAAAAGCACCAAGAAAGCUUAGAAAACAGUCGUCCCACAGCAUCCACCCCGUCAAGCAAAUGGGACUCCUCUCCCAGGGUAGAAAGCGACACGCAUCCCGAUUCCGGUCACUUUCGAUUGGUAGACGACGAGCUAAUUGGUGCGCGUGCGGCUGCUACAGAGUCGUCGCCUUCGUCGUCGUUCACGCACAACACCCAACCGAAGAAGCGCCUACUGGGCAAGGAAAGCAAAAAGUACCGGAAAAAGUACGUGUCCGAAGAUGAUUAUCGAAAAUCGAUGCCACACGCCGAUGACCAACAGUCGGCAGGGACGGUGGCCGGCGGUGAUACCAAGGAAAAGCAAACGAGUGGAACAGCAGCCAAAUCCAGCGAACCGCACAGCAGAAAGAAGCGCCUGAUCUGGGUUACGGAUGAUGGUCGGUUAGCAUUGCCGCCCGGUACGUCACUAACGAUUGCGCCGACGAUCGCGCUACCGUUUGUGCGUUACCCGCCGACCGGCUUUCUGUCCAACAUCUCGAUCAGUUUGCCCAUAACGAUUGACUUCGAUAAGCUGGGCCUGACGGAUAACCAGAAUCCGCUCGGUGUGUUACCGCCACUAUUUGCAAGAUCGAUGGGCCAGGCAGCCGGUUCAGUACUGGCGGACUAUGUGUCGGACUACAUGCGAUUGCAGAGACGGAAGCGUAGCAUUUCGAGCACGGCGAAUGAUCACUUUAAGAUCACGACAAACCGGUUGGAUGAUGAGGAUGGCGAUCAGUCAGUGCCACAACUUCCGGCAGAACAUAAGCAUGCCUUCCAUGGUGGAGAACGAGCGCUCCUGUACGUGGUGGUGGAAGAUUUCAUCGCAAACUUUGGUCUAGAUGGGAGAGCAUGUAUGCUUCGUGCCAUAUGUGAGGUGCAUUCGAAAUCGAUCGAAAAGUUUGGCCUGAUCGGAGAGAUGUUGAAGCUAUUCUUUACAGCCUCAUUGUCGCCAUAUUCCGAGCAUUUAGACGAGUACGUGACGGCGGAAAAGGUCGGGCGGGGCCUGGACGGGCCUGGCGAAUGCUUCCCAUACUACAAAGACUGUCCGCGAAGCUUAUUCCGUUCGUCAAAUAACCCCCAACAUAUGUACCAGCAACCGGAGCAACGGCACCGUCCAUCGGACAUUGAUCGUGAUGUAGACGAUGAGGAACACUUCGACAACGAGAUUCCAGGUGAUCCAAGGGAUGAAUAUCCGAUGCGUGAACCACGUGCCUCUAGUUCGCUAAACAGCAACACCAAAGAAAACACGAUCGUACAGCUGGAGCAGCGCGAUCUAGCGGAGAUGGCAAUGUAGUGA
Messenger RNA from Anopheles maculipalpis, 1401 nucleotides. RefSeq lists its product as uncharacterized. Lineage: Eukaryota; Metazoa; Arthropoda; Insecta; Diptera; Culicidae. The transcript has 4 exons. The coding region runs from base 1 to 1398 and encodes 465 amino acids. The record is from RefSeq and is a predicted model, not a curated record.